AUGAUGAACUUUAGGAAAAAAAACCAGUCUGAAAAUCCCAAUGAUUUUGAUGACUCUUCGUCUGUUUCUUCAGGGGAGUUCACGUCGGAAAAGGAGAAAAAUAGAAGACCAAAAGAGAAUAGUUUCACACAACAAAAGUUGAAGGCAAUCAACCCAAUAUUUACCCCAAGAACUAUCAUUCCGUCAAUGCUGGUACUUGCUAUCAUAUUUAUUCCACUUGGUGUCGCUAUGCUGUAUGGAUCUUCUAGGGUAGAGGAGCUAAUUAUACAAUACCAACAAUGUGAAAGACUGGCGAGCAGAGAUUACUAUACGGAGAUUCCGGAAGAGUACGUGGAUUUCUCUUUCCGAACCAAGACCACUGUGCGGCCUCAGUGGAAAUACUCACUAAAUGAGAGUGAGUCUGAUCCUGUUGAACAAGGAAUUUGUCAGGUACAGUUUGAAAUUCCCAAUAACAUCGGUUCACCGGUGUUUUUCUUCUACAAAUUGUACAACUUUUACCCUAAUCACCGAAGAUAUGUGAAAUCCUUCAGCGAAUUGCAGUUAAACGGAGAUGCUGCAUCCUUGAGCGCAAUCAAAGACGCAGUAGGUCAAAACUGUCAGCCACUGAGCGAGAAUGAUGAUGGUAUCAAGUACUAUCCAUGUGGACUGAUCGCCAAUUCGUUGUAUAAUGACACUUAUACGUAUCCAGUGGCUGUAAAUGGAAGUGAGGGAUUGGAUUAUGAGAUGACAAAAGAUGGCAUUGCAUGGAGCUCCAAUCAAGCGAGGUUCAAGAAGACCAAAUACAAUCCCAAUGAAGUGGUACCUCCUCCUAAUUGGGUUAAGAUGUACCCUGAUGGGUACACUGAAGACAACAUGCCUGACAUUAGUACGUGGUAUGAUUUUCAAAACUGGAUGGCUCCAGGAGGACUGCCGGUGUUUAGCAAGUUGUACUUCCGAAAUGAUACUCACUCAAUGCAAAGGGGGUUAUACGAAGUAUCUGUUGGUCUACAUUUCCCUGUUCUCCCCUAUGAUGGCAAGAAGGCCAUUUACAUAAGUACAAGGUCGGUUUUGGGAGGAAAAAAUUCGUUUCUGGGCAUUUCAUGGGUGGUAGCAGGUGGCGUUUGCUUAUUAUUGGCCUCAGUCUUUUUGUUGGUUAACAUCCUUGUUCCAAGAAAAAUGGGUGAUUUGUCCAAAGUAAGUUGGAACAAAGAGCAGUAA
Molecule: messenger RNA, 1197 nt
Organism: Komagataella phaffii GS115
Lineage: Eukaryota; Fungi; Ascomycota; Pichiomycetes; Pichiales; Pichiaceae
Product: Membrane protein of the plasma membrane and ER
Exons: 1
Coding region: 1-1197 (398 amino acids)
Cellular component (GO): plasma membrane; Golgi apparatus; endoplasmic reticulum
Source: RefSeq, a predicted model, not a curated record